AUGGCUGAAUCGGCUAAAUCCUUCAGUAUUGCAAAGGCACAAGUACCAGUUUCUUGUCACUUUUGCAACGGAUUAGGGACCAAAUGGAAAUGUGAAGAGUGCGAUGUUUUUAUGUGUAGUUCAUGCAAAGAGAAAGUUCAUGGAAAAUUGAAAUCUUCUCAAAGCCAUGAAGUAAUUUCGAUUUAUGAUACUUCAAGGGAAAUACUCGCUUCAAAUGAAGUUGCAUCUGAUAUAGUUACUUCAGUUUUCAAUUCAUAUACAACUUCUGUACCAGCAGUUUCGUGUUUGUUAUGCUCAAAUGAUGACAUAGUUUACAUUCUUUACAACCCCAAACCAGCGGAAUGUAAAUUUAUUAAAGGGAAACUACUGAAAGCAUCUAUUAGGAUACUUGAAACUUACACCCUACCAAUGUUUGACUUUGCAUUGAAUAGGGACGACGAAGUACUUUUUACUAAUAUAUCUGCUGAAGCAGAAAGCCCUGUUCGUAUGAUUUCAUCAGGUGAAAUCAGAACCGUGUUGGACCCCAAACCGAUGCGAUUAACUGCCAUACAUAUAAACAGAGAUAACGAAUUGAUAUGUGGUCUACGAGAACAGGGUCCACCUUAUCCCGUACAUAAUUUUUCCGUCCGUCAAAUUGUAAUAUUUGGUAAUGACAACCAACGAAAAAUUACCUUAGAAAAUGAUACUAAGGGGAGAAAACUGUUAACUACCCCUGCUACCAUCCGCACCGAUUCACAAAAUGUAAUGUAUGUAGCUGAUUGGGAAGAUAAUUACCACUUUGGGGGGUUAGUAGCUGUAGACAGAACAGGACAUUUAAAAUUUUCGUACAGGGGACCCCCUGAUAUAGAAAAGAUAAGACCGUCUGGUGUUGCUAUUACACCAGCAGAUAACAUCCUCCUGAUUGACGAUUGGAACAAUGCUUUACAUGCUUUGAAUACAAAGGGAAUUCUACUGGCGUUACAGUUUCUUCACGACUUGAAUAUAGGAUGUUCAAAUGCAAUAUGUUUUGACAAUGAGGGAUUUUUGCUAAUAGGGAGUUACAGAGUGGAUGGUAAAAAUGGGGAAAUUCAUGUCGUGAAGAUAGCAGAGCGUUUCAUGUGA
Molecule: messenger RNA, 1101 nt
Organism: Mytilus trossulus (common blue mussel)
Lineage: Eukaryota; Metazoa; Mollusca; Bivalvia; Mytilida; Mytilidae
Exons: 1
Coding region: 1-1101 (366 amino acids)
Molecular function (GO): zinc ion binding
Source: RefSeq, a predicted model, not a curated record